Ectocarpus sp. CCAP 1310/34 is the source of this 760-nucleotide messenger RNA. Lineage: Eukaryota; Phaeophyceae; Ectocarpales; Ectocarpaceae. The record is from the annotation of a GenBank genome assembly.
CACCGGGGAGAGCGUUGACAGAGCAGGGAGUCCACCUGCAGGUCAGUGACCGGCGGCGCAAGCGGCGUUGGCUGAGACGGAGGUCCGCCAGGAACCGGGAGGUACGCCGAUGUCGUUGGCCGCCGCCGCCAACAUCGGCCGGGAGCAGGAGCGAGAGCAGGAUAAGGGCGGGGACGAGGGCGAGCGCGAGGGCGAGGAGGUGCCUGAGUGGUGGGUCUUCCCCUUCCUGCUUCUCACAGCGGCGUACAGCCCGUGGAGCGGUCGGGCCCCGUCGGAGUGGAAGCACCUCGACUCUUCGGACGGGCCGUCUAUAAAGCGGAAGGGCGGGGACGUCACCGUGGACUCUGAAAACCCCGUGUGCAGCCCCGCGGUGAUGUCUCGCCUCAACCCCAACGGCGACGCUUUGAGCCGCCGCCAACACUUCGCCGCAAUCAAGCGAGAGAAGGAGCAGGAGAGGAAAAAAGCGGCCGACAAGAGACUUCAAGAAGCUUGGAAGGAAGCCCUUGAGACGAAGAAGAAGGGUCUGGCCGCCUUAGAGGCUGCGAGCACACACAUCGAGACCAUAGGCGCGAACAUGAAGAGGAUGGUCGAGCUCAAGGAGGCGGAGGCUGUGGGCAUCAAGCGUAAGAACAGGAUCAAGGUUCUCGAGAAAAAAGUUAUGCUGCGUCUGGGGGACGAGACAGAGAACCGGGCGGAGCUCGAGUUCUUGCUAAACGAGUUUAGUUAUCCCAUUACGGUUGUAUUGCGUGUUGGCAUGUGA